AUGCCUCCAAUCGAGCGGGAUGCUCCGGUUGACGUGCAAACACGCCACCACCACUCAAAUUCUUUCGACCAUUCCCGCGCGCUGGUCCCCAUGUGGGAUAGCUCAGACCCCGAGCGGGCGCCGCCUCCUCUACCUUUAAACCCCCAGUCGCCCAGCGUCAGCCCCUCCCGCAUCGGCACCUCGCUUGCCAUCCAGAAUGCCCACGCGGCUAUGACCGAGAGAGCCAGAGAGGCUGCCCUGGUUCCAACUCUUGUCAAGCGCAUGACCGUCGACCUCACAGGAUCGCCAGAACGUGCCCUCGUCCCGCGGCCGAGUCCCCACAAGCGCAUGCAAUCGCUCCAGCCCAACAGCGUCAGAGAUCUCAGCUUGAUGAUCGAGGGGUCUCGUGAUUCAGCACGUUCUACAACACCACAAUCUCCAGAGAAGCCAAAGCGACCGACCACACCAUUCGGACCUAAGGAGCCCGAGAAGGAGCCAAGCAAAGCAGACAAGGAGGCCACCACGCCGGACAAUUCAGCCAUGUCCACCAGCCUGACGCCCGUGCUGCGGCCAUCCGCCCGCCGGCCGCAUCACAGUAUACUCGGGGAGAACACCCCGCCUCAGUCGGCCACAAUGCUUGCUCUGCACAGCCACGGCACAUUGACGCCAAAGCCGACACCGGCUCAGCCUUCAUCCGUUAUGUCAUCACCGGCGCAAACACCCGCGGCUCCAGCUCCUCGCUCGGUCGAGAGUCCAGCGCCACUCUCUGUUGUCACGAACCAGUCGUCGGCCAUGACCAAGACGAGCAUACCUACUGCUGAUCAGCUUUCGAAUCAGAUCCUGAGCCUCACGAAUAUCGCGACUGCACUGCAAAAAGAGAUGUCGCAGCUUAGUAGGCGUUCGCGAGACAACGCGACGGAUCUGAUGAGUCUGAAGGAGGCAACACAUGCCCGAGACGAGGAUAUUCGCAAGAGCCUCCGCGAGCUUGUUACCAACAUUGAUCCGACUCGCUCCAACCGCGACCCCUACGACAGGAAUCUAUACUUCGAGCAGAAGGCGCAGUGCACAUCGCCAACGCCAAAGUUGGCUCGGCCAUUCGCUCUCCCAAGAAUUCCCUCGCCAAACAGCUUUAUGGAUAACGACUCGCUACUCAGCGUUCCAUCACUGGUGGGCGGCAGUUCAGAGUCCCCAGCGUCCAUUGCGUUGCUCGAGAAGAUCCUCCGAGAAAUGGGAACCAGAGACGGCCAAGAUUCACUUAUGGGCCGGCUGACUGAGCUGGCGGAGAGACUGACCGGCAUGGCGAGUGUCGCGAAAGUAGAAGAGCUCAUUCGCCAGUUGCAGUCCAACCAGGACAAGGCGAUGAUUCCUGCGGCUGGAGGUCGUGGCGGCGGCGGUGGCGGCGGCACACCGCGGAACAGAAAUCUCAGCUUCGACGAAGGCGACGACGACGAGAGCAGAGCGAGAGAUCUGGGCCUGACCCAAACAAGCAGCCACGGCCCCUUGCAAAUGACGGCAAGAUCGCCCGAUGUGCUGAAUGAUGAGGUCCUCCGUGUCAUCCGGUCCGUCAAGGAUAGCGUGGCUCAAGGAGGAGGCAUGACCGCCGAAGUCAAGGCUCUGGUCCGUGAGCUGCGCGGCGAGGUCCUGGGCAUGGGACGCGACAUUGCUCGGAAACUCGAGGAGGUCGAUGUGGCUGCCAGCGGCAAGAGCGAGCCCGUGAGCAAGACACAGGUCUCACGAAUUGUCGACGAGGGCCUUGAUCAGAUGAAGGCUCACAUGAACCAACUGCUUAGAGAGCACAGGCGCGCGUCGGCAGCUUCGUCGAAAUCUGCCAUCGACUAUGAAGAAAUAUAUAACGCCAUGAGCGCCGCCAUAACAGAGACGCGACCUCGGCGAGACAGCGAAACCGAGCUCACCCGAGAAGAUGUUGUUCAGGCCGUCAGGGAUGCGUGGGAGACGUACAAGCCCGAAAUCCAAAUCGAGCAGAUUGGUCUUGAGCGCGACGAGGUCCUAGCUUGCCUCAAGGAAGGCCUUGCCACCUACGCUCCAGCCGAAAAAUCCUCGGAUGCUGCAACUCGCGACGAUGUCUACGAAGCCGUGGCUCGUGGUUUGGAGUCCUUCGAACCGCCCCAAAUCGAUGCACCAGCAUCACUGUCCAAGGAGGAGAUCGUCGAGGCUGUACGGGAGUGCCUCGAGGAAUUUGAGUUUCCGGUCGCCUCUUCUGGAACCACCAAUGAUCUUACCAGGGAAGACAUGCUGGAUGCUGUUCAGCAGGGACUGAGCGCUUUUGACUUCCCGAGUAACCACAACGCCAUGGUACCGCAUAGCGGUGGCGACUCUGCCAUCAUCGAACGCCUUCAGGACAUUAUGCGAUUCAUGCAGGAGGAGUUCAGAGCUGUGUCGGAGGAGGCCAAGCAGAAUGUGGCGGCAAAUGGUCGUGACACUGAGCAGGUGUUGGAUGCCACACGCGAUGGCAUGGACCAGCUUCGAAACCACAUGGAAAGCUACGUCGACCGUGUCUCCGGCAUGGCCGGCCAGGAACAGAUUAUGGCCAACCUGGUUCAUAACCUUGACAAUUUCCGGGAUGACCUCUCCGUCCUCGUUGGUCGCAGCGCGGACGCCUCAACAGACGCCCUGAAGCAGGAGAUCGAGUCCCUGCGGGAUGCCGUCAACUCAGCCCUCGUUCCCCAUGUCCCGCAGGUUCCUGACAAUCGCGAAGCCCUCGAGACAAUCCGAGAAGGAAUCGAACGCGUCAGACAAGAACUCCUGCGCCCUCAUGCUGGCACCACUGAUAUUCUCGAUGCGUUACACGAAGGCUUCAGCGACCUCAGGGCUACCAUCGAGAGAAUUGGGGACAAGCCUGCAGAUCUCACCGCCAACGACGAGAUCCUAGAUGCUUUGAAGGCAGGACUGGGUGAUGUCCGUACAGAGAUUGACUCUUUGCGGGACAACGGCAAUGAUAGAGCGCUGGCCACCAUCGAGCCUGUCACCAGUAACGCUAUGAUCCCCAUGGACAUCUUGAAGCAAGAUGACAUCAAGAACCUCGAAGUUAUGAUGACGCAGCUUCAAACAAAGGUCGACGCCAUGGAUGGCCAGGCACAAUCAGGCGCCGGCGAAGGCACUGUCAAGGUUGACCUCACAGAUGUGGAAGAUCUCCUUCGCGACGUUCAAGGCAAGGUUUCGAGCAUGGCAACAUCGGAGAUCGAAGAGACUCUCCGAAAACUGCAGGUCUCUAUCGCCGGCAUGGAGGACACAAUCGCCAACCUGCCAGCCAAGGAUGGCUCGAGAGAAGUUGCAGUCACGACAACUGAGACGACCGAGGAUCCAGUCGAGGAGAAGACUGAGAAGAAGGAGGUCGACAGCACUGAUGGUGUAAAGCCUCUUGUAAAUCCUGACGAUGUCGCCACGAAAGAGGAUGUGCAGGCCAUCGAGACUAUUCUGCGCAACACCAAGGCACGCAUCGAAGACGCCAUUGACGGCGAGCAGGCAGUCAGGAAGGACCACGUUGAUGCAAUCGAGGCGCUUGUCCUCGAAGCCAAGGACACCCUCAGCAGUGUUGUGGCGGAGCUGGAGGCUGUCACUCGCAAGGACGAUCUCGUCUCUUUAGAGUCGCUUGUCACACAGAUCAAUGUCUCUUUCGACGAGAUGAAGGAGCGUGCCGAAAAAUCGCUCGAGGACCCGGAGAAGGUCACCAAGACCGACAUGGAGGCCAUCGAAACCUCAAUCUUGAACCUCAAGGCUAUGGUCGAGCACAUAUCUGGUGCAGACCUUGCAGCGCUCCCCACCAAGGAUGAUCUCAAGACUGUUGAGAACAUGAUCACUGAGAUGAAGGACUCUGCCGCCACUGCCGCGGAGGCGUCAUCAAAAGCCCUCGUCGCGAAGGAUGCCGAGCUCGACACCGUUGGUGAACGGGUGUUGGAAGUCAAGUCAUUCCUUGAAGAGUUCAAGAGUCUUAUCAACGACAAGCUCGAGUCAGGUGUCGUCGGUGUUGAAGCCCUGGGCAAGGUCCUUGAAGGCAUGAGCGAAGCGAUGACUGCGAACGGCAGUGUUGGCAAUGACUUGAAGGAGAUGCUCGAGCUGAUGAAAACCGAAUUUGAGGAGACCAAGUCCGGUGUCAUUGGUGCCAAGAUGGACACCGAUGAGAAGUUCCAGCAAACGACCGACACUCUAAGCGCGAAGAUUGACGAGAAGAUCGGAGAGCUCGUCACCAAAUACGACGAGUUCCAGCUCGUCCUCGACGAUCGCGCUACAGCCGGCGAAGCGCGGGACCUCGAGAUGGAUGCCGCCGUCUCCGGCACGAAGGUGAUUGCCGAGGAGCUCAAGACUUUGGUUGACACUCUGGGUACUGCCGUCACUGAGUCGCUUGAGAAGAUGGAGCUGGCUUCCCAGACGGUGUUCGAAAAGACUGAAUUGCUAUAUAGCAAGACGGACGAGAACCAUAUCGACAACAAGACAGAGCAUCAGACAACACGGGACCAGGUCCAGGUUGCCAUUUCAGGGAUCGAAGAGCUUCAGGGCAAUAUUGGGGAGGUGCAGCCCCAGAUCCUCGAGUCUGUCAAGGAAAUCCUGGUGAUGGUUGGCCAGAACUUUGAGAACACCAAGCUGUCCAUCGUGGACAUCCAGCAGAAAAUUGAGGACAACAAGCCUGAGCCGCUCAUGCUUCCUCCGCCACCAGAAAAGUACGACGACACGGAGGUGGUGACUAGGCUUGACAAGCUCAUCGAAGCCAAGUAUGACGAUACAGAAGUCCAUGCCAAGCUCGAUACCCUGGCGACUCACAAGUACGACGAUGCCGAGCUCCGUGCCAAGAUCCAGGAGCUCAUCGACGGCAAGUACGAUGAUGCUGAUCUGCGCACCCGCCUUGACGCUCUGCUUGACGGCAAGUAUGAUGAUAGCGAGGUGCAGUCAAAGCUUGAUGCUUUGAUUGAAGCCAGGUACGAUGAUGCCAAUGUGCACACAAAGCUCGAUGCCAUUAUCGACAGCAAGUACGACGAUGCGAAUGUGCAUACAAAGCUGGAUGCAUUGAUCGACGGGAAAUACGAUGAUGCCAACGUGCAUACAAAGCUCGACGCAUUGAUCGACGGCAGAUACGACGACUCAAAUGUGCACACCAAGCUCGAUGCAUUGAUCGAUGGCAAAUAUGACGAUUCGAAUGUGCACACCAAGCUCGAUGCCAUUAUCGACAGCAAGUACGACGACUCAAAUGUGCACACCAAGCUUGAUGCCAUUAUCGAUGGCAAAUACGAUGAUUCAAAUGUGCAUACGAAGCUAGACUCAUUGAUCGAUGGAAAAUACGAUGAUUCGAAUGUCCACACCAAGCUUGAUGCCAUCUUGGAUGGCAAGUACGAUGAUAGCGAGGUCAAGGCCAAGUUGGACAACAUCUUUGAGUCACGCUACGAUGACAGCGAAGUUCGCGCGAAGCUGGAUGCCAUUGACGAGAAGUGCGACAGCUCAGCGGUCCACGGCAAGCUGGACGACAUCAUCGAAAAAUCAAGCCAGACAGAGCUCCACACAAAACUUGACAAACUUGUCGACUACACUGAUGUCGCCGACAAGGCUUUUGCUCAGCUUCAGACGAUUGACCGGGUCCAUGCACAGGUCACUCAGACGGCUGCUGAACUGACUGCAUUCCUCAGUUCCGAGCGUCAGCGCAUUGCUGACGAUCAUGCGGAGAGGGAGAAGGCUCUUGAGGAGACCACUCUCGCAUUGGAACGUCAGCGUGCGGAGCAGCUCCAUGUCGAGGUUGUCCUUGCAGAUUUGAGAGACGAGGAGGCACGCCUGCGGGAGUCUAUCAUGUCUCUCAAAUCUGAGAACGACUCGCUGAGCCGCCAGCGAACCAGGCUCACUGCUGAUGUCUCCUCGCUUGAGACGGCUCUUGACAUCCGCCGUGAAGAGCUCCAUGCGAUGGAAGGACGUGCGGAAGGACUGGAGCGCCGUAUCCUUCAGGGCGUUCUUGACCAUUCUCGAUCACUCCUGAUGACCAAGUCUGCUCCUAAGGGGCGCGACACAAUGAGUCGCAAGCGGGUGCCUGGUGCUAGGUCCAGCCUGUCGCCUGCUGACAUCGAGGCGCAGAAGCAGGAGACCACACCUAAGCCUAAGACUCCUUCUCGUAAUAUGGUCAAUAUGGCUGUCACAGGCAGCAGGACAAGCUUGGCUCCUCCCAGUCCGGCUAGUGCCAGCCGAAGAAUCGCCAGCCUUAGCCAGAUUACCAGCAAUGUCCCUACUGGAGGCUUCAAGCGCAGUCAGAGUGUGCGUACACCUGGUGGUGCUGGUCUGAGAAAGCGAAGCUGGGCCGGAAGUCAACCGGGGCGCGGCCUUGACGAUCUCGACAAGGAGAACAUGGGCCUCGUGAGGGAAGCCGAGGAGGAAUCACAGACUGCGACCCCGGAACCCACUCAAACGCCCCGUGCUGCAAGCAUCAACAAGAGCAAUACCGUCCUUGCGCUAACGCCGGCUGAAGAAGACGAGGAGAUCAUCGAAGUAGACGAUGUUGGCGAAGAUCUUGCGGACAGUGACGACGGUGCCAGCGAGACGGGCACGCUACGUAGAUCGAGUUUGGGCACGACAGUCAUCACGGGCACCGACACAAGCGGCGCCUACGACGACGAGACGGAUAGCUACUACUCAGAUGAACAAAGCGACUGGACAGAGAGCAAUGUAGGCACCGAGAGCAUGGUAUCCGACAGCGUGGCGGACACGGAAAGUAUAGCAGGGGAAGGCGCCGUGGUGGUGUACAAUGGUUGA
Microdochium trichocladiopsis is the source of this 6720-nucleotide messenger RNA. RefSeq lists its product as uncharacterized. Lineage: Eukaryota; Fungi; Ascomycota; Sordariomycetes; Xylariales; Microdochiaceae. Bases 1 to 6720 code for a protein of 2239 amino acids. The transcript is spliced from 2 exons. The record is from RefSeq and is a predicted model, not a curated record.